AUGAAUAUAAUUACAACAUUAGGUAAUAAUAAUAGUAAUAAUAAUAAAAAUAAUGAUAAACCAAUGUCAUAUGAAGAGAUUGAAAAAUGGACAAUUGAAAAGAUGGAUAAAAUGUUGGGAGUUGAUUCAAAGGAGAUGGCAAAAUAUGUACUUUCAAUGGAUACAAAUUCAGAGAUUGAAAAUUAUUUAGCAGAUGUUUUAGGUAAUACAAAAAAAGUUCAAACAUUUAUUGAACAAUUAAUUAAAAAAAUUAAUUCAUUACCAAGAAGAGUUUCAACAAUUAAAGUUUAUAAACCACAAUCAAAUCAAAUGAAUAAUAUUAAAAAUAAAAAAAAUACAACCACAACCACAACCACAACCACUACAACUACUACUAAUAAACCAACAAAACAACAAAUUAGAUCAUUUAAAGAGAUUGAAAUUGAAAUGAAACCAGGUGAACCAUGUGAUUGUCAAGCAACAAGACAUAAACUAUUAACCAAUUGUUUAAAUUGUGGUAAAAUUAUGUGUGAACAAGAUGCAGGGUUAUCAAAGAAAUGUAGUUUUUGUUCAACACCAUUAUUUACAAAUCCAAUUAAUUUAUCAACACAACAACAACAAUUGGUUGAAAAAAAUUUAACAAAUGCAGUUGAAUAUAAAGAUAGAAUUUUAGGUUAUCAAAAUACUCAUGCUAAACGUACAAUGGUUUAUGAUGAUCAAGAGGAUUAUUUCUCAAAUUCUACAAACAAAUGGUUAACUGAAGAGGAAAGAAAAAAAGUUUUACAACAAGAACAAGAAUUUAAACAAAAACAAGAAGAUUAUAAAAAAACUACUAGAAUUUCAAUCGAUUUUCAAGGUAGAAGAAUUAUUACUGCACCAAUUGAUAAAAAAUUAUUUGAAUUUGAAAAAUUAUCAUUUCAAGAUAAAAAUAAAUCACAACAACAACAACAACAAGAUGAAUAUAAAUCAAUUCAAGAUUUUAAAAGUAGAAAUGCUGAAAUUGAUAAUAAUCUUGGUAAAGAUGUUAAAUAUACAAAUUCAAAACAAAUUAAUAAUAAUAAUAAUAAUGAUGAUGGUAAUGAUAAUAAAAAGAUAUCGGAUCAAAGUGGUAAAAUUAUAUUAGGUAGUGGUGGUGAUGAUUUAAUUACAAAACAAUAUUAUGGCGUUGAAGAAGAUAUUGUUGUUUUUAAUUCAAAAGAAGUUUUAUCAAAUGUAAAUCUAAAAUAUAGAGGUAUUAUGGAAGGUUUAUGGUAUGAUCAUACUGGUUCAAUUAAAAAGAGAUUACCAAAUUUAUCAAUUUAUAAAAAUUAUAUUCAAAAUUUAAAAGAUAAUUCUUGUAAUUUCAUUUCAAUUUCACCACAAAAUUAUAGUAAUCAAGAAUUUCAAUUUAUUGGUUUAAAUAGUAUUGAAAAUUCAAAUUCAAAUAGUUUAAUAUUACCAAAUCAAAUUAAAGAAUUUUUAAAACAAUUAAUUGAUUUUACAAAUAAAAAAGAUUUAAAUAAUUCAAAUAAUUCUAUUAAAAUUAAUAUAUCAAUAUUAAUACCAAGAGAAUUUGAAUUUUCAAAUGAAAAUAAUUUUAAAUUGUUAAAGAGUAUAAUUGAAAUGUAUGUUAUGGUUGGAAUUAAAUCAUUUAGUUUAAUAUUACCAAGUGGUUGGAAUGAUUCAUUUACGUUACCAAUUUGUGCACCAAAUUCAACAAAGAGUGAAGUUAACAAUUCAAAAACUUAUUCACAAACCCAAACCGCUUUCUUGACUCAAUUGUAUAAACAUUAUAAAAACAAUAUCGAAUUUAUAAUUUGUCCAUCAAUGUUUGAAUUGAAUUUAUCUUCUGGUACACCACCACCAUCACGUCAACAAAUUGAAUAUUGGUUAGAGAUUAAUAAAUCAACACCUCAAUCUUAUCCAAUUCUAUUCACAACUUUAUCAGGUUCUUUACAAAAUUCAACUUUAUCAAAAAUUAAAAAUAUUUUUGAUAAAAGAGAUUUAAUUGUAAUUGAAAAAUAUCCUUAUAAAAAUAAACAAGUUCAAGCUCAACAAAAAUCAAUCAUUUUACCAAUUCAAUGGGAUCCAUAUCAUUGUUCAUUUGAUGAUUAUAAAUCAUUUUUAUGUGGUGUUUUAGCUUCACCGUUUGAUUCAGAGUUUUAUUUAGAUGAUUUAACAACAAUGAUAACUUUAUGUACAACUUUUAUUCAAUAUUUGAAAUCACCUUUCAAUUAUCAAAGUGAAUUAAGUUUACGUGCUACACUUGUUAACUUUACUGAUGGUAAUGAAGAGGUUGCUGAUUGUUUAGCAAAUUUAAUUUUAGCACUUUCAAAUGGUGUUUUCGAUCAAAUUAAUUCAAUAGUUUUAACAAAUCAAUUAGAAAGACAACAACAACAACAAACUGAUAAUAUCAUUAAAAAAGAUUCAAUUGAUCCAAGAGAUAGAAUCUUUUUUGAAAAUCUUAUUAAUUAUUCAAAUUUAGUUUUAGAUUGUUUCAAUAAUUUACCUCAUGACCCAUUAUUUGAUUAUUUAAAUUUAAUUAAAAAAACUUUAUUAAAUUAUUUAGAUUAA
Messenger RNA from Dictyostelium discoideum AX4, 2532 nucleotides. RefSeq lists its product as hypothetical. The transcript has a single exon. Bases 1 to 2532 code for a protein of 843 amino acids. The record is from RefSeq and is a predicted model, not a curated record. Gene Ontology annotation, biological process: rescue of stalled cytosolic ribosome. Gene Ontology annotation, molecular function: zinc ion binding. NCBI's taxonomy places the organism in Eukaryota, Evosea, Eumycetozoa, Dictyosteliales, Dictyosteliaceae. Gene Ontology annotation, cellular component: nucleus; RQC-trigger complex.